AUGCGUCGUAAGAGACGGCAUCAAUCUCAGCAGGGAAACUUUGCACAUGCUACCAAACAAGCUGAUUUAUCCCAUGCAACGGAUGCAGGUAUUUUGUUCUGCUCCGAUUCCUCUCAUGCCACAGGCGUGCACCAUGACAUGUUUGUACGUGCUCCCGAAUACGCGGACUUCGAAGUUGACCUAGGAAUACCCCCGCGACUCAUGUCACCAAUAUACAUUUCUGAUGAGAAUGACUGUAAACCGCCAAGGAAACUUUCACCUAAUGCCGUCUCCAAUGGGUCAUCACCGAUAGCUUCACAGGCAGCGCUUGCAAUGUCCAUGACAAUCAAUUGUGACGAAGCUAGUAUUCUGCCGUCUACAAGAGCCACAUGCCAGAUGUCUGCACCUAAAAUUGCGCGCAAAGAAAUCUUCGAAACCCAAACACAGAAUGAAGCUAAUCUAAAACCUGUCCUUAGCGAAACAGCUACGCAGGUUUCGGUUCAGCUUACAGAUAGUUUGGGGUUAUCGUCCUCGUUGAUGUCUGAUACCGACACCGGUGUUUGCAACGCGGCCCCGAAUCUCGGAGAUGGAGAGGAAAGGACCGAGUUUGUUUCUGCUCCUCAAGAUCUAGAUUCACGAAAUCUAGAUGACCGACUUCUGGACAUUUUGAAGCGUUUAGACAAACCCGACGUCACCACUAGACAAAAGGCCUUGCGUGACCUGUCGUCUUUACUCCAAUACAAGGAUCCACUGACGUUUUCCGUUGUCAUAGCUUUCCUUCCAUAUUGGUCACCAGUGUUUUGCCGCCUUUCCGAAGAUGCGGACGCAAACGUACGAAAGUUCACCCAGAUGGUCAUGUUCCGUCUGGUUCGUCGUGUCUAUCAUGAAUUGAGACCUUACCUUAAACAAGUCUUACCUCUUUGGGUCUAUGGCUCAACCGAUCGUCACUCUGAAGCCUCCAGGUGGGCCCAUGAAGGACUAUCAACCGCCUUCCUAAAAGUCAGGAAUUUUGAAGCGCAUCGUCUAUGUGCCGAACAGCUGUUGUGUCUUCUCGAAAUUAAAAUCGAGCUAGCGGUUUCACAAUUUUUCCCGUUAUUUGCAGCCAAAAAAGGAAUAGCCAGACAACAUGCGAAAGACGAGAUGCCGGGCGAUUCCGAGAUCGACCUUACUCUGGAAAGAUUAGCCAGAGCCGUCCAGUUCUGUCGUUUAGUCGCUAUUCGUCUUGCCUCACUACCGGACGAUAACCCAUACAUUCAGCGUCUCCGAUCUCAAUUGUCACCUGAAAACUUGUGGUCCAGAGUUUCCCGCGUAGUCGAGCUCAGUAUCUGGCAAAGCGAAUUUUUCCUGGAAAACGCCUUCGAGGUCCACCAAUACAUAUACGCUGAUUCCUUCUCCUCUGCGUUUGAAUACCGCACCUCCUGCUACCGCUUCACCUGGGACGCAGCCAUUGCAUGUUUGGUCAAUCUUCCGGACAGUUUGGUUUGGUCAACCGUCGAUUGGAGGUCCAGCCUGGCCCCACAGCUGGAACAUUUGUUUUUCCACGCUGAUCUUGAGCUUGUCAGUGAGGCCUAUCAAUGCCUACGAGAUUUGCUGCGAAGACUACCAGUCGACUUCAGUGCACUGGAUGAGGCUGACUGCGACAUGUUACAGCGCGUUUUUAUCACUGCAACACUUUCUGGUUUGGAACGAUCACUCGGCCUGAGAUCGGCCCUCAAUUCACUGUCAUUCGACAUAGUAGAUGCGAUCUAUGAACUUCUACGAUGCGCUCGGUUCAUGCUCGAUAAGACAGCCCCAUCAGGUUCUUUCAAUUCGCUAGAUGAUCUCUACCGCUCCUCACCACUUCUUCGUGCUGUGAUGCGUGAUAUGAUCCUACGGCUAUUGCGUGUUGCUCUAGACUUUUGUCGGGACGCUUCGAAGCCCUGCCUGAAGUCAACUCGGCUUCCAAUGAAUCGCAGAACUUGUUUGUACUCUAUAUUUUCACAAGUGGCGAAGCUGUGUGUGGACAUGGGGAAAUCGGACAUGUGCUCUAAACACCUUCUUUUGGCUCACAUUUGUGAUCAAAUUGUACAGUGGUCCUCGGAGGAUCCUGCCAUCGAAAUGACAGAUCCGUGUGAACCAGACACAAAGUGUUCCCAGCUUGGCUUGAUAGACCCGCUCCGUUUGAUUGAAUUCGCUGAUGCCAUCGCUGAGUUGGACUACCCACCUUGGUCCCUGCCUCCUUUACCUCAAACAAACCGUUCUCCUGGUUCUGCCACACAGCGUACCGGUUAUUUUGUUAUGAAAAGCGAGUGGUGCAUUGCACUAUUUACAUCGCUUGCGAAAGAAGUGGAACGGAGGCUUAACUCAGCCGCUAUGAACACAAGCUUACGAAGUUGCCUUUAUCUUGCUCUGUUUUGUCUGCAUGGUCAUCUUCUCGACUAUUACCCUUGCUUAAUCUCUUCUUUUUCUUCAACCCUAUUCUCUGUGAUCUUACCGGGUUUGCCAGAGAAUAUUCGGUGGGAGUCCUUGUCGUCUUCAGUGGUACGCGGACUGACAAGAUCCUGGUCCCUUUCGGAUGAUGCUGCUCCAUUGCACUUCCCCCCAAAUUCUAUUUGCUUGCAGUUUUUCGACCACCUGUAUCCAACAAUCUUGAACACUUUGUUAUUUGAUUCAGAGAAUCUAUUUCGGAAUAUUGCCAAUCUGUUUUCGCAUUUGCUUGCAUACUGGUGCGCGAAAUCUGUGCUGAUUGAGACAACCGAUGACGAUGCAUCCUCUUCGUUGAUCAAUAUCUCAUUGUUAUUUCACGCUUUGAGUCGGAGUUGGUUUCGAAAUCGCGAGCGUCUACCUAUGAUAAAAGAGUCUGUUUUCCGAAAAGUAGCUGAUUGGAUCCGGCCGUUUUUUUCCGGAUCCGUCGACAUGUUGAAAGUCCAUCCUCCUAGGAUUAUCCACCGCCUUUUUGUCAUUCUGCUGCUCGCUUUGGAGUCCGACUUUUCUACAGACUUCGACCGUCGCAAUCGUUGUUGCCUUCAAUUGGGGCAACUUUUAUUCGCGAUGUACCGCAUCCAUCAUUUCGCUUUGGUCGCAGAAGUGUUGACACCCGACUCGCCUCUAGUGCUUUUCACUUCUGAGAUGGUGACCUCUGGACAUCGUCCGCCACUGUCUCUCUCCAACGCAUUUCAACGCGCCGAGAGGCUGUUGCUUUCCCAUGUCAGUUCACGAAUACGAGAUCCAAACCCUACUGGAGACCCGUAUGCUUUAGCACAUUCUAUCUACAAUUUGCUGUUCAAAAUAGUUCAGUAUUCACCGUAUGUUUCACCUAGAUUGAUUCGGUUCGCAAAAUCCUUGGCCACCCAGUGUCCUACCCCCGCGUUGGCCUCUAUCUGGUUGUCUGAACUGACGGAGUUGAUUCAGAAGUUAUCGGUGUGUCCAUUCACAGACAGCUGUUCUCCACGAUCAGCGUUGUUUAGUGUGCCCACGCGGCAUCUGUUGCCCUCGUUUGGUCUAUCUGUCGACCGGGCUCUUUUGGCUUCACUCGUUCGUCUGCAUCAGCUUGGGUGGCAAAUGGGCCUCCCCCGCCAAUUACGGACAGUGGACAGUGAACACCGCCAAUACAUUCAGUGUUUGAGUUUGUUGAGAGCUUAGUUGCGCGGUGUGUCAGAGCCAUACGACUCUAGCACGGAACUGGGUUGGCCCAUCUUGACCUUCU
Messenger RNA from Dicrocoelium dendriticum, 3664 nucleotides. NCBI's taxonomy places the organism in Eukaryota, Metazoa, Platyhelminthes, Trematoda, Plagiorchiida, Dicrocoeliidae. The record is from the annotation of a GenBank genome assembly.